Molecule: messenger RNA, 1855 nt
Organism: Rhizopus microsporus ATCC 52813
Lineage: Eukaryota; Fungi; Mucoromycota; Mucoromycetes; Mucorales; Rhizopodaceae
Product: Dbl homology domain-containing protein
Exons: 5
Coding region: 345-1604 (419 amino acids)
Molecular function (GO): guanyl-nucleotide exchange factor activity
Source: RefSeq, a predicted model, not a curated record
ACAAUAAAUUCGCACCUGCACCUUUAUCAGGUACUUUCUUCCCAGCCUUUCUUUCCAAUCCUUUUUUUUAUGUAAAUGAUGGAAUUUAAUCAAAAGGGAAACCAGCCCACGUCGUUAUAUAAUUAUUCAUCACAUAACUCAAGUAUAAGCAGACCAUGUUCCAUCAGCACAGCGUCAUCCACAGGGUCCAUCAUAUUAGACCCUUAUAACCUGUCAUUUUUAACAGAUAAUCCAAAACAUUACAAUCAGCUUGUAGAAGACCUUUCGAUUAUUGAUAAUGUGUAUGACGUACUUUCAGAAGAAUACGAAAAUGAUACUGGCUUGAAUGGUAUAAGAACAAUAACAUGGAGGAAUGUUUUUCUAAUCAAUAUACAGAUAAACAAGUACUUGAUGUAGCGAGAUAUGUAGCAUAUAAACAACAAAUAAUAAGUCAAAUAAUUCAAUCAGAGACCAACUAUGUAAAUGAAUUUUAUGAUUUUCAAGAAAUAUACGCCACUAGUAUACGGGAUUGGUUAGAUACAAAUGAAGACAAGGAAGUUAAUGUAAAAAUGAAAUCAACUCCAGCAAGGAAGACAUUAGACACGCUAUUUGAGACUUUCCAUCAUUUGUCUACUUUACAUUCAAACUUUUUAAAGGAACUGAACGAAAGAUUUAAAAUUUGGGGUCCAACUCAAUUGAUAUCUGAUGUCUUUAGUAAUUUUUACAAAGACCUUGCCACAUACAACACUUUCUUUAAUCAACAUCCAGAGUUUGUUAUGACACUAGACAUUCUUUAUAGACUACCUUCCUUUGCGAAAUUUAUCGAGACUAAAAUGAAUGAGAAUAAACAAAGACAGUCAUCGUUAAAAAUUGCCGAUUUAAUGCACUACCUCCAAAUACCAUUAACUCGUACGUCGUAUUAUGCAAAAGCGGUUCACCAGUUGAAGCAUUAUAGCGAUCCUUCAACCCCAGAUUUUACCUUCCUUUGCCAGCUCGCUGACAAUUUCAGGUCUUUGGAUAAAGAAUGGUCUGAGAGGAAAAAAAGCUGUCAGUCUCACUUGAUGGUACUUGAAGUCUAUCGAACUGUUCAAGGUUGCCCCGUCAAUGUCACCCUGAACCGAAGACUGAUCCUUUUCGCUGACUUGAUCAAAGUUGAUGUUGAUGAUGUUACGGCAACUUCUGACGUGAGAACUUACUAUCUUUAUUCCGACCAUUUAAUCUUUUGCAGAAAACAAAAAGACAAGAAGGAUGCCCCUCGUAAACUGGUUUACAAAGGAAGUCUUAACCUUCGUGGAGCAGAAUUAAAAUACCUAUCACCUGCAUUAGUAACAAAGAUGUGUGAAACAAAGAAAUCGUCUUUAUUUAAAAUUGGGAAAAAAUCUACCGAUAGCACUUCUUUACCAGGAACUGAGGCUUUUGGCUUUGAACUGGUUACUACGGAAAUAAAUGCCGAGGCAGUCGCUCCCAUGUACUUCUCAGGUGCUACCAUACCGCCACAGGUAGCAUCUGGCCCGGUUAGACGCCGUCAUAUUCUCAGAACUCGUACCGCAGAAGAGCAAAAAAUGUGGUAUGAAUCUUUGGAAAAAGUAAUCAAGACUAUCAGUCAUGCAUCUCGAAAGCAUUAAUCUUUACUCCUGCCAACCAUUCCUCUCCUUUUCUUUAUGUUGUAUUUUCAAAACAUAUGCCACAGUCCUUCCCACCAAAACUGCUUUUUGGAUAGUAAUUCUUUUCACAUAAUCAAUAAAACAUUGCCUCAAUCAGCCGAUUAGCCUUUGCAAAGUUAAUACCACUGGGCUUAUUGACCUCUUAUGCCUAAUGGUUUCAUUUUUGAGUCAUUUCAAAGUAGUUACUUACAAUACUUGCAGUAAAGUUAAAU